AUGGCCAUGUUCCAGUCGAAAGUUAGUCCUAGUCCAACACGCAGCAGCAUCAAAGAAGCCAACGACCACUUGCAGCUAUUACACGUCAAAGUUGUUGAACUGGAGCGCACAGUGCAAGAGCAGGCAGAGGCCUUAAUCAAGAAAGACGAAACGAUGCAAGCACGCAUCCGCGACGUUGGCGAUGCGAAGGAUGCUCGCAUCGCAGAGCUGGAAUCUCAACUUGCUGCUGCCGAAGAGCGCGUCAAGAAAUACGACGAAAUGAUUCGAGACCGCGACAUGCAGAUAGAGCUCCUUACACAUCGGUAUUCACUUGUGGACGAAGUAGCAGCGUAUACGCCGGUAGUAGAAAAGCUUUUGACGGCAAUGCGGCGGUUACCGACGAAGACAGCCCGAAAUUCGGGAACCGGCUCACGGCCACGAUCGAGAUCUAAUUCUAAAGGGACUGUUGUUCUAGGAAGAUCGGAGAGGAAAAUGUCGACGCCAGACACGCCAAAUCACGACGGCGGAGGUAACAGCCUGAUGAUUGACGGACAUGGUCUGUCUGAACUGAGAAUUGGCAGAAGCUUCAACAUCAACAGCAAUUUCUCUGCGUCUGAUGACGACGGUGACACAGUAGGAGCUAUGCUGUGA
Molecule: messenger RNA, 630 nt
Organism: Ornithodoros turicata
Lineage: Eukaryota; Metazoa; Arthropoda; Arachnida; Ixodida; Argasidae
Exons: 1
Coding region: 1-630 (209 amino acids)
Source: RefSeq, a predicted model, not a curated record